AUUCUCCUCCCUCUGUUGUCGGCCAUCAGUUAACGUGAAGAGUUCAAGCCCGGAACUUUCAUCGAUGUCCCUAUCGAGAGAACUUAAUUGACCUUCCCGUCGUUGCCCUUGCCAGGCAUUUUAUCUUCAUUAAUUAAUGUCUUACAUAAUAUACAUCUACCGCAAAUUAUUGGCGGUGCUCAUCAGAGCUGUUGUCACGCGUGGCAAGCGCAUUUCUGCAAGUCCAGAUGAUGUCCUUCAGAUAAAGUCGCGAGACGCGGGUAGACACUUGAGAGCUCACAUCUAUCGGCCAGCAACUGCGUCUUCACCAUCGCCUGUCCUCAUAAACUUCCACGGAAGCGGGUUCUUGUUACCGCUUCACGGAAGCGACGACGAAUUCUGUCGGCAAGUCAGUCGAGAGACAGAAUAUACAGUGUUGGACGUCCAAUACCGGCUGGCGCCAGAACAUCCAUUUCCAGCGGCGCUUAACGACGUGGAGGAUGCGGUCAACUGGGUCCUGCAACAGCCAGACAAAUUCGAUUUGACUCGAGUGGCUAUCUCCGGCUUCAGCGCUGGAGGGAAUCUCGCGAUCGCGGCAGCUUCGGUGCUCUUCCCACGAGAGACAUUUCGAUCUCUCCUCGCAUUCUACCCACCGCUCGAUUUGUACACAGACCCUGGAGCCAAAAGCCCGCCGGAUCCGGCAGGCAAGCCCAUUCCUCCACCUUUGAGUCGACUGUUCGACAAGUGCUACGUCCCUUCCGCAUAUGAUGCCAGAGACCCGCGUAUUUCACCAUGCUAUGCGCAGCCCGAGAGGUUCCCAGAUCGUGUUCUUGUUGUGACAGCGGCUGGCGACAGCCUGGCCGGUGAAGCUGAAGCCCUCGCUGCAAAGAUAGCCAAACUGCCAGGUCGCCAGGUCGCGUGCCAGAGAAUGCAAGGCUGCAAUCAUGCCUGGGACAAAAGUGCUCUUCCGGGAACCAUCCAAGGCAAUGCCAAAGAAAAAGCCUACGCCAUGGCCGUUGCAAUGUUGAUGCGCUAAGUGGCCCGGUUAAUGGUCUUCCACGUGGUGUGAUCCACAGCUUAUUUGCCUCCCCCUUUUUAGUGAUGCUCUUGGUCACAUGCGGACUUGCAAGACUUGGAAUUUGAAAGUCAAGAACAUUGCUUAGAUAGCUGAUCGCUCAGACUCAGCCCUUACUAAAUAUCAGU
Messenger RNA from Aspergillus novofumigatus IBT 16806, 1182 nucleotides. RefSeq names its product putative esterase/lipase. The record is from RefSeq and is a predicted model, not a curated record. Gene Ontology annotation, molecular function: hydrolase activity. The coding region runs from base 137 to 1015 and encodes 292 amino acids. The transcript has a single exon. Lineage: Eukaryota; Fungi; Ascomycota; Eurotiomycetes; Eurotiales; Aspergillaceae.